This is a messenger RNA of Metarhizium robertsii ARSEF 23, 2496 nucleotides long. Its product is annotated as Nucleoside phosphorylase domain protein. Gene Ontology annotation, molecular function: catalytic activity. The coding region runs from base 1 to 2496 and encodes 831 amino acids. NCBI's taxonomy places the organism in Eukaryota, Fungi, Ascomycota, Sordariomycetes, Hypocreales, Clavicipitaceae. Gene Ontology annotation, biological process: nucleoside metabolic process. The record is from RefSeq and is a predicted model, not a curated record. The transcript is spliced from 3 exons.
AUGGAACGAGGGAACGGCCCAAAGAGAACUCUACAGAUCGAUGACGAUGACGAAGCUAUACUCGGUGAUGCGAAACGCAGAAAUUUUGAUGAGGCACAAGACGAGAGUCCUAAGAAAAUGGAGUCGCAGCACGCAGCACGAGAGAAAAGUGGCCGUCCUUAUCAACUCAAGGGCAUAAAUAGCAAGUAUCAUGUGGGAUGGAUAAGUGCUAUUCACCCUGAGAAUGUUGCCGCCCGGGCAUUUCUCGACGACGAGUAUGAUGGGCCUUAUUAUAAAUCGUCGACAGACAGCAACGACUACACAUUAGGCAAGAUCAAGGAGCAUAAUGUCGUCGUCGCCGUCCUACCAGCAGGCGAAUACGGCGUAGCGAGUGCAGCACAGGUUGCAGCUAACAUGAUGAGGACCUUCCCAAAUAUUAAAAUUGGUUUAAUGGUGGGCAUUGGCGGCGGCGCGCCACACCAGAAACAUGACAUCCGUUUAGGGGAUGUCGUGGUCAGCGUUCCUCGCAAUGGGUUCGGGGGGGUGUUUUACUACAACUUUGGAAAAUCGAUACAAGGCAAGAAGUUCCAGGAAACGAAACAUCUAAACAUGCCACCAACUUCGCUACUGGCGGCAGUGAACGGACUCAAGAGCCAGUAUGCUUUACGCGGCCAUCCGCUGAUAAAGAAUAUCGACGACGUCCUCGAGAAGUACCCGGAUCUACAGGAAGAAUACAGCCGACCGGAUCCAGGUUCCGAUAGGCUCUACAAGAGCGACAUCAUCCACGCGAGUGAUGAUGACGCGCCUUGUGCUGAAGUCUGCAGUCAAGAUCCGUCAUGCCUUGUAGCACGGUCUGAACGGCCGAAAAGAAAGGAGAUUACUAUUCACCACGGCCUAAUUGCUUCUGCCGAUAACUUACUAAAGGAUGCCUAUAUCCGGGAUAAGCUUGCCAUGGAAAAGGACGUUUUAUGCUUUGAGAUGGAGGCCGCAGGGCUUAUGGAUAACUUUCCCUGCCUAGCUAUUCGUGGAAUCUGUGACUACUCAGAUACGCACAAGAAUGACGAGUGGCAGGGAUAUGCAGCCAUGACAGCAGCUGCGUAUGCGAAGAAUCUUCUCGAACGUGUCCGUCCUGAACAAGUUGAGGACGAGAAAAAUAUUUCUGAGGUCCUGUCUGAUGUCCAGGAUGGUCUCCACAAACUCCUCGAUACACACCAUGAGCGACAACAUCAACACAUACUUGAUUGGCUUACUCAAGUCAACUACGCUCCUCUUCAGAGUGACUUGUUGAGGAAACGACAGCCCCAAACUGGCCAAUGGCUUUUAGAUUCCACGGCCUUCCAGGAGUGGACUAAGACAAGUAAGCAGACAUUGUUCUGUCCGGGAAUCCCUGGAGCUGGGAAGACUACCCUUACUUCAGUCGUGGUGGACUAUCUUCAAGAAAGAUUUCGAGACCAGCAAAACAUCGCCAUCGCUUACAUCUACUUUCAAUACAAUGUUGAACAGACAGUUGAUGACGUGCUGCUGAAUCUACUAAAGCAGCUUGCCCAAACCCAAGGCUCUCUACCAAGUGUUGUGGGGGAACUCUACGACAAGCACAAAGAGAGACAGACACGACCGUGCUUGGACGAGACUCGGAUAGCCUUACAUGUUCUAAUUCCACAGUAUCCGAGAGUCUUUAUUGUCAUCGAUGGGCUUGAUGAGUGUCAGAUAGCUGGUGGUUGUCGAAAAGUUUUCCUGGCAGAGAUGAUUAACCUGCAGGCCAACUGUGGAACGAGCGUCUUUGCUACUUCGAGAUUUCUUCCGGAUAUUACUGAAAAGUUCAACAACAAGAGCUCUUUACACUUUAUCGGGAGCAAACAGAUCGAGAUCCGUGCGGACAUUGAAGACAUAAAGAAAUAUCUCGACGGUCACAUGCAUCAGCUUCCAAACGUCGUUCAAAACAGCCCACAGCUGCAACUAGAAAUCAAGACUAGAAUUGCAGAGGCUGUCGAUGGCAUGUUUCUCUUGGCCAAAAUAUAUCUUGACUUCCUCGAGGAUAAGCUGACACCAAAGGCCAUUAUCAACGCCCUAGACAAGUUCCAAAGACGAAGCCGGGGAUCAGACUCAUAUGAAAGGAGUCAGGUGCUUGCCAAUGCGUUUGAUGACGCCAUGCAGAGAGUUAAUGCCCAAAGCCCUGGCCGUCGGGAACUCGCCGUUCAGGUUCUGGGCUGGAUUACGUGCGCGAGGCGAGCGCUGACCACGUUAGAACUCCAGCACGCACUUGCAGUGGAAAUAAACAAGUCUGAAUUUGAUGAAAAUAAUCUCGCCGAUAUCCAGGACUUGGUAUCAGUUUGUGCCGGACUGGUCACCAUUGAUGAAGAAAGCAUGGCCAUCUGUUUGGUCCACUACACAUUGCAGGAAUAUUUAGAGAACACACAGGAUAAAUGGUUUCGAAAUUCACAUGCCCAAAUGGCUCUCAAGUGCGUCACUUAUCUCUCGUUUAGCGCUUUUGAGGGCGGACGUUGUCAGUGCGAAUGA